AUGGAGGAAGACGAAACAACGCCAACAUGUCGCCUUUUGUCAUUGCCAUGGGAGGACGUAUUGGUUGCCCAUAUUUUAUCCUAUUUACCUUUAAAACAGCUUUUCGCCUUGCAAAGAGUCAGCAAGCGGUUCUGCGAGCUCAUCAGGCUCUUUUUUAGCAAAUGCACAACUUUUGAGCUAGUUGAACAAUGUGUUCCAAAAGUGGCCUUUUGCACGUUAGUGAAGGAUAACAAUGUUCUCUGCAAGCUGUCACUUGAGAGUUGCUCCUCCUGGCUAACGAACAGUGACCUGCUGCCUGUCAUCAGCCGGAACCAGCGUCUGCAGACACUUGACUUGAGCGGCUGCAAUGGCUUGACACACCACACCCUGGUUGCCAUAUCUUUGACCUGCAUACAUCUGCGGCACCUCGCUGUGGCCCGUUGCGACUACGUGGAUGGCCCGUCUCUGCGCAGCCUGGCCGACCAUUGUCGGGAGCUGCGAUCGCUCGACCUCGGCGGUUGCUGCCGGCUAACAGACGACACCAUCUGCUACCUGGCCAAAAAGUGUGUACGUUUAACCUUUCUGUCUUUGGCUGUCAAUGAAAAUAUCACGGAUGAGUCAGUGGAGGAUGUGGCCAAGAACUGCAGGGGCCUCGAGCAUCUGGACCUCAGCUGCUGCCUGCGGGUCAGGGACAUGGCCAUAAGGACAGUUGCAGAGUACUGCCCCAAGCUGCAGUCAUUGAAGGUGAAACACUGCCAUCAUGUGACUGAGUCCAGUCUGGAACUAUUACGCAAGCGCAACGUGCUGGUGGACGUUCAUCCGCCACCAGGGAGGGAGCGGCUUUCACUUGCAGUGCACUGUGGUCCUUAUGUCAAUAUCCAGGUAUAA
Nerophis lumbriciformis (worm pipefish) is the source of this 867-nucleotide messenger RNA. The record is from RefSeq and is a predicted model, not a curated record. Lineage: Eukaryota; Metazoa; Chordata; Actinopteri; Syngnathiformes; Syngnathidae.